AUGGCCAAGACCCCGAGCAAGAAGUCCGCCAAGGCCCCGAAGAAGACGGGCGAGAAGGGCAAGGCCAAGAAGGGCAAGCGCGUGGAAUCGUACUCGACGUACAUCUACAAGGUGCUCAAGCAGGUCCACCCGGAGACCGGUAUCUCCAAGCGUGGCAUGUCGAUCAUGAACUCGUUCAUCAACGACAUCUUCGAGCGCAUUGCGUCCGAAGCCGGCAAGCUCUCGCGCUACAACAAGAAGUCGACCUUGUCGUCGCGUGAGAUCCAGACCGCCGUGCGCCUCAUGCUCCCUGGUGAGCUUGCCAAGCACGCCGUCUCGGAAGGCACGAAGGCCGUGACCAAGUUCACGUCGUCGGCCUAAAUCUGCUGCGCAACCCCGCUUUGUCACAAAGCAACUACAUCUGGUGUUUCUAAACACCACCCAUAGCAACUGGA
Saprolegnia parasitica CBS 223.65 is the source of this 434-nucleotide messenger RNA. Its product is annotated as histone H2B. Bases 1 to 360 code for a protein of 119 amino acids. The transcript has a single exon. Gene Ontology annotation, biological process: nucleosome assembly. Gene Ontology annotation, cellular component: nucleosome. Gene Ontology annotation, molecular function: protein heterodimerization activity; structural constituent of chromatin; DNA binding. Lineage: Eukaryota; Oomycota; Saprolegniomycetes; Saprolegniales; Saprolegniaceae. The record is from RefSeq and is a predicted model, not a curated record.